Otolemur garnettii (small-eared galago) is the source of this 331-nucleotide messenger RNA. Its product is annotated as zinc finger protein 679-like. The transcript is spliced from 3 exons. NCBI's taxonomy places the organism in Eukaryota, Metazoa, Chordata, Mammalia, Primates, Galagidae. Gene Ontology annotation, biological process: regulation of DNA-templated transcription. The record is from RefSeq and is a predicted model, not a curated record. Bases 1 to 279 code for a protein of 92 amino acids.
AUGACCCAUAUUCCCAUUGCCAUAGUAGAAAUUACUGGAAGGGCACUGUUGACAUUCAGAGAUGUGUCUAUAGAAUUCUCUAUGGAUGAAUGGGCCUGUCUGGACUCUGCUCAGCAGCAUUUGUAUUGGGAUGUCAUGUUAGAGACCUACAGACACCUGGUCUUCCUAGGGCUUGCUGUAUCUAAGCCAGACCUCAUCACCUGUCUGGAGCAAAGAAAAGAACCCUGGAAGGUGAAGACUCACCAGGCAGUGAUCAAGCACCCAGGUAGGUUGGAGUGAAUGAAGCAGAUAAUAUUGGUCAGAGGUCCCAAGUUGAAGGAGGAAACCAAAC